Messenger RNA from Populus nigra (black poplar), 1501 nucleotides. Its product is annotated as probable pectate lyase 4. Gene Ontology annotation, molecular function: pectate lyase activity. Lineage: Eukaryota; Viridiplantae; Streptophyta; Magnoliopsida; Malpighiales; Salicaceae. The transcript has 5 exons. The record is from RefSeq and is a predicted model, not a curated record. Bases 163 to 1323 code for a protein of 386 amino acids.
UAAGCUUUUUGUCUGGCAUUGAUAAACAACAGCACUAAGGAUAACUAUCUCUCUCCAUCUCUCUGUCGGUUUGCUUCAGCUGCAAGGAUUAAUGGAUCAAACAAUCCGAAGCCAGAGUAACAGUAAGUAGCUGCCUGCCUGUCUAUCAUUUAAAACAAACAAAUGGGAAACUCUCAUGAUCAUGGACAUCGCCGCAAGUUCCGUGACAACGGAAACGUUCCUUUCCCCGAUAAAACUGCUGCAGCUCCUUCGGCAUCACAGCCUGUCCCACCCUUUAUUUAUCAACCCCAGAUUCCCACCUCAUCAACCCGCACACCUAAGAUGGCUACCGCUUUGCCUUACCCUCAUGUCGACUCUUCCUUACGUGCUCUUGCUGCCCAAGCCGAGGGCUUUGGUCGCUCUGCCACUGGUGGCCUCCAUGGCCCCAUUUAUUACGUCACUACCUUAGCAGAUGAUGGGCCUGGAUCACUUAGGGAUGGAUGUCGUAAAAAGGAGCCACUUUGGAUUGUCUUUGAAGUAUCAGGCACUAUUCAACUUAGAUCUUACUUGAAUGUUUCGUCUUAUAAAACCAUUGAUGGCCGGGGCCAAAGAAUAAAACUUACAGGCAAGGGUUUGAGGCUGAAGGAAUGUGAACAUGUUAUUAUAUGCAAUUUAGAGUUUGAAGGUGGUAGAGGACCUGAUGUUGAUGGCAUUCAGAUAAAGCCCAAGUCAAAGCACAUAUGGAUAGAUCGUUGCAGCCUUCGUGAUUAUGAUGAUGGGUUGAUAGAUAUCACACGAGAAAGCACAGAUAUUACUAUUUCUAGGUGUUACUUUGGGCAACAUGACAAAACAAUGCUAAUUGGAGCAGAUCCUACUCAUGUUGGUGACAGAUGUAUUCGAGUAACCAUCCAUCAUUGCUUUUUUGAUGGAACAAGACAGCGCCAUCCUCGUGUUAGAUUUGGAAAAGUACAUUUAUACAAUAACUAUACCAGAAACUGGGGCAUUUAUGCUGUUUGUGCCAGUGUAGAGUCACAGAUCUACUCCCAAAGCAACAUAUAUGAAGCAGGGCAGAAGAAGAUUGCAUUUAAAUAUCUUUCUGAGAAGGCAGCUGACAAGGAGAAAGCAAGGAGUGGCAGCAUAAGGUCUGAAGGAGACUUAUUUGUUACUGGGACUCAAGCAGGGUUAAUGACUGAGGAUGGUGAAUGCUCUAUGUUUCAUCCCAGUGAAUAUUACCCCACAUGGACAGUAGAACCUCCUACAGAUAGCCUUAAACAGGUUCUCCAGCAUUGUACUGGAUGGCAGUGUGUUCCACGGCCAGCCGAUCAGCCACUAGCUGCACAGUGAUAUCGGGGUGGAGAAUAUCUAAUACACUAAACUACUAUGGUAGUGACUUAAUUUAUUUCCUGCUUCAAUACCUUUUGCUUGUGUUGCUAUAUGGUAAAUGUGUAAAUUUCAAUCAAUGUGUUUCUGAGCAAUAAUAAGAAGAAUGAAACAGAUAAUAAUGUAUUAUUAUUAUUUAUCA